Messenger RNA from Melanotaenia boesemani (Boeseman's rainbowfish), 4863 nucleotides. It is a transcript of the gene alas2, whose product is annotated as aminolevulinate, delta-, synthase 2. Gene Ontology annotation, cellular component: mitochondrion; mitochondrial matrix. The transcript is spliced from 10 exons. Bases 141 to 1916 code for a protein of 591 amino acids. Gene Ontology annotation, molecular function: pyridoxal phosphate binding; 5-aminolevulinate synthase activity. Gene Ontology annotation, biological process: erythrocyte development; hemoglobin biosynthetic process; heme biosynthetic process. The record is from RefSeq and is a predicted model, not a curated record. NCBI's taxonomy places the organism in Eukaryota, Metazoa, Chordata, Actinopteri, Atheriniformes, Melanotaeniidae.
ACAGGGUGGGAAGGGAGAUGAUGAUAUAAUGUUCUUCAAUAUCUGACCAAUAAGUGUUGACACUUUCUUAUCCUCGCCUACUUGCUGUUCUGAAGUUCGUCCUCAGUGCAGGUCAACAGAACAAGAACAGCUUUGGUACAAUGGCUGCCUUUCUUCAUCACUGCCCCUUCCUAAAGUCCGUUCCUAAGCCAGCUUUAAGGAGAACAGGAGCUGCUUUGCUGUCUCUGGCUGACCAAUGUCCCAUCAUUGCUCGUCAGAUUACUGUGAGCAGUGUGCCCUCUCUGGAGGCCAAUCUGAGCAACUCACCCACCAAACCCAAAAGUCCCCAAUUUCUCAUGAUGAACCAAAGGAGGCUUUUUGCUCAAAGUGCCACUCAGGUGGCUGUGUCUGUGUCAAAGGGCUGCCCUUUUGUCUCUUCUCAGAUUGGGAUGGUUCAAGCCAGCCCUGAAGUACAGGAGGAUGUUCAAGAUGGUUUGAUGACUUCCCUGUUGAAAGGUUUAAGAGAGUCUGUGUUUCCAAAUCCAGCUCAAGAUAACUCUGUCACCCACCUCCUCCAAGACAACAUGGUUGGCCCCAGCUAUGACUAUGAUCGCUUCUUCACUGAGAAGAUUGCUGAAAAAAAGAAGGACCACACAUACAGAGUUUUCAAGACAGUCAACAGGAGUGCCACAGCUUUUCCUUUUGCAGAGGAUUACUCUGUCACUGGGCGAGAGGGCUCCCAGGUGUCUGUGUGGUGCAGUAAUGACUAUCUGGGAAUGAGUCAACACCCGAGGGUCCUCGGCGCCAUCAAAGAUGCCUUGGAAAGGCAUGGUGCAGGAGCAGGUGGGACCAGGAACAUCUCUGGGACCAGUAACUUCCACGUGUCUCUGGAGAAGGAGCUUGCACAGCUACAUGAGAAAGAUGCUGCUUUGGUGUUUUCCUCCUGCUUUGUGGCAAAUGAUUCCACUCUCUUCACUCUGGCUAAGAUGCUUCCAGGGUGCGAGAUCUACUCGGAUGCAGGAAACCAUGCAUCAAUGAUUCAGGGCAUCAGGAACAGUGGAGCAAAACGCUUCAUUUUCCGCCACAAUGACAGUCGACACUUGGAGGAAAUGCUCCAGCGCUCCGACCCCAAGACACCCAAAAUCGUGGCAUUUGAGACUGUGCACUCAAUGGAUGGUGCCAUAUGUCCCCUCGAAGAGCUAUGCAAUGUAGCUCAUCAUUAUGGAGCCCUGACAUUUGUGGAUGAAGUUCAUGCUGUGGGACUCUAUGGAGCCCAUGGAGCUGGAGUGGGCGAGAGAGACAACAUCAUGCACAAAAUUGACAUUGUUUCUGGGACUUUAGGCAAAGCCUUUGGUUGUGUGGGAGGCUACAUUGCCAGCAGCGCCGCCCUGGUGGACACGGUGCGCUCCUACGCAGCUGGCUUCAUUUUCACUACUGCUCUGCCCCCGAUGGUCCUGGCCGGAGCCUUGGAGUCUGUUCGGGUCUUGAAGAGUAAUGAGGGGCAGGUUCUUCGUAGAGCCCACCAGAGGAAUGUGAAACACAUGAGGCAGCUACUCAUGGACAAAGGCCUGCCUGUGGUCAACUGCCCCAGCCACAUCAUCCCCAUACGGGUUGGCAAUGCAGAGCUGAACACAAAAGUGUGUGAUACUCUGCUGGAGAGACAUAACAUCUAUGUCCAGGCCAUCAACUACCCCACAGUGCCUCGUGGUGAGGAGCUGCUCCGUCUGGCUCCCUCUCCUCAUCACAACCCUGAAAUGAUGGAGUACUUUGUGGGGAAACUGGUGGAGGUGUGGCAGGAAGCAGGUCUCCCACUCAUCAGCCUGACCACAGCUUCCUGCACCUUCUGUGACCGCCCACUGCACUUUGAUCUCAUGAGUGAGUGGGAAAAAUCCUACUUCGGCAAUAUGGAACCGCAAUACAUUACUGUGUCUGCAUAAAUGCAUGUUGCAUCUCAACACAAUAAGUUUAAAGCUAUUUAAAUAAAGCUAACUGAUAAGAGUCCUGCUUCAGGUGCAGACAGAGUUACAAACAUCCGAACAUUUUAAUUAAAUUUGUUUUCAUGGACCAAAUAUCAGUAUUUAUUUAUGUCAAUCUGUAUUUCUGCACUCUAAGUUGUGUUUGCUUUCAUGAAUAUGAUUAAAGAAAUGCAUCCUGCAUUUUAAAAGCAUUAAGCCUGCACAUUUGACACUUUCUUAAAUAUCUUAUCAAGUAGUGAUGGCUUGAAUUUAAGUGUUUAGUGUUGCAUGAUUUUCCUCUUAAAGUAUGAAUGUAUCGUAAUAGAUUCAGGGGUUUUUUUUUUUUGUUUGUUUGUUUUUUUGUUUUUUUUUGUUUGUUUUUGCGUGUUUGUUUUAUUUAUUUUUUUCCAUGAUCAUUUAUUUACUAAUAUUUUAGUGAUAAAUGCAUACUCUUACAAAGUUAACUAGUUGUGUUGUUAAGUAUCUUGGCUAUUCAUAUUCUCCCUGUAUUAAAAGGAUGUCAUUAUAAAGAGAACGAAAGCAAAAAAAAAAAAAAAAAAAAAAAAAACGUUGUUAGUCCUAUGAACUUAAAUUGAACUUGAAAGGUCUAUUAUAAAUUAGAGCUAUGUUUCCACAUGGACCAUGAAACAGCUUAGAAACUUUUGUCAAAUUUUGCAUCAGUUUGAUUAUUCCUCCACAAAAGGCCCAAACGGAGAAGCACUUUAGUAGCUCAGGUUGAGUGUUUAGCUUAAUUUCCUUACAAUUAAUGCUAAUUGACGUUGCAAGGGCUGGCCACUUCUCGUUUGACCCUUGCUCUCAGUCUCCGCAGCUCUGUGUUCUCACUGUCCAUAAGGAGACCACAUUCAAUCAGUGUCCAGGCUUUGUCAAGCUUCUGCUCUCCAUAGUGCUGCAGAGCCCCUCGCAGAAAGCACUCCCCCAGAUGCAGCCUCCCCAGACCACCCUCCACACACUGGAUGGCCUGAUCCCUGUGGAGCUCCAGAGCCUGAAUGAAGUCAUUCAGUGCUUCUCCCUCUCUGGAACAGAGCACCAGGCUGCAACCUCGCCGACACAGAUCUUCUGCCCAGAUUUUAGGGUUGUCUGAGCAGCUGGGGUCAGGGCUACCAUGUUUCUGGAUAACUUUGUCCAGGUCUGCUAUAGACCGCUCAUGUAAGCUCAGCUGUGCAAAGCAGGCAGCUCGCUGGCGAAGAUACUGUAAUCUGUGAUUGCCCGCUGCUUGUACUGCCACUGUCAGAAGUGCAAGGGCCUGAUCCCACUGGCCACAUGAUGACACACUGCUGGCCUCCUGUGCUGCUGCCUGUUAAAAGUGAAAAUGCAGAACAAUUAAUCUUCAGUUUCAUUUUAAUUUCUUUUUCUUCUUUUGUGGGGAAAGUAUUGUGCAUUUCAACUAUAUGGAAUAUUUAUUGUAUUAUAUUUAUGAAGAACCUUCUAAAUGGAUGGAGGUGUUGUUCCUAAGGUUUUUAAAUGCCAACAGUAAGAAAAAUUGGUUUAAACACAAAGCUAUGUAAGUCCUUUGCAGUCCUUGACUACAAUUCUCUGCAGGAGGACACAUGGACAGUUUUAGUAAAACUAAUUAGCUGAUGAUUGUAGGGAAGAAAUAUGGCAAAAGCUAGCAGAAACAGCUUUGGCAAUGGUGCCUAUUCGGCACUGUAUCUAUGAUUCCCGCUUAUCAACUUACCUGUGCCACGCAUUUUCGCUGAUUAAACGGGAUCAAGGCCAGCAAGAAGUCGAGACAGGAUAAAUCUUUCUCAAUCAGUUUGCUGAGCCUGCGAGCUGUGCUGCGGUAGUUCUGCUGCCAGGCCUCCACCACACCCACCCUAGCCUGGGCUACAGCAUCCCUUGGCUCCUGACCAAAUACCUGGCACACAUGAGCACCAGCUGCUUUAACAUCACCUGGAAAAAAUGGAACAGAAUAGAAAAAUUAUAAUUACUGUUACUAAGAUGCAGCAGGUGCAAUAGUUCUUUUCAUGAAACACCACAAAGCCAAAACCAUGACCUACUAACCAGAUAUUUUUUUACAGAACGCAAAUAAGUUCACCAUCUCACCUUUUGCUAAGAGUAUGUCCACAUAGAGGAGAUGCCAUCUUGGAUCUCUGCUAUCAGUCCUCAUCAAAGCCCCACAAAUGAUAAAAGCCUCUCUAAGUUGCUCUUCAUGGCAGGGAACAGAAUUAGCUAUCACAGUGUCUGACAGAUUGGUGUGACAGAACUGAUGCAGCCAAUCACAUACCAGUUUCUGUGCUCUGUCUUUAAGUGACUGGAUGUCUUUGAUGACUGUCUCAGCAUUUAUCUGAAGGGCUGCCAGGAUGUCAUGAAUGCAUUCCUGAGUAGAGAAGAAGCUUAAAAUUCAUAUGUGUUGUGCCAACAUAAUUAUGCAAUUGUCUAACAGCUUGCUAUUUCUUUUGCCACUUUUUAACUUGCUUGUGUAAAUUAAAGUCAAGUUAAGCAGAACAUUUGUAGUUUAAAGAUAUUCACUACAACUUAUUUCACUGAAAAUUUAACUGGUAAUGCCCAAAGGUUACAGGGAAAUGUUAGCCGUACAUAAAUCACUUCAAUAUUCUGUAUUAAUGGCUACAUGCAAAUUAGAUAUGCUUAAUUUAAAUGUGGCAUUGACUGUGUUUUAACUAAAAAAAAAAAACCUUUUGUUGAUUCAGCAUGAGAUAUGUGAAGCCUCGUCCACAGAGGCCUUGCACAUGUUUCGGAUGCCCCUUUAAAAUGGCACUGAAGUCAAAUAUGGCUGUCUUUCGUUGACCCAGCAGGGCAUAACACUUUGCUCUUUCCAGCAAGGAGUCUGUUGCCUCACCACCUUGGAAAUGACAAGUAAUUAAUUAGUUUUACAGCAUCUGCAAUCUUAUCCAAAUUUAUUACCAUAUAUGUAUACCUUUGCUAAAAUAAAGCUGAACCUCAAACAAAA